AUGAACGCUGAAGCCGGCACCCACCCCAUGAUGGCCUCCUUAUAUGUGGGCGAUCUGCACUCGGACGUCACCGAAGCCUUGCUGUUUGAAAAGUUCAGCUCUAUAGGGCCUGUUCUGUCCAUCCGGAUCUGCCGCGACUUGUUCACCUGCCGCUCCCUGGGUUAUGGCUAUGUCAACUUCCAGCUGCCAACUGAUGCCGAGAGGGCCUUGGACACCAUGAACUUUGAAGUGAUUAAGGGAAGGCCAAUCCGCAUCAUGUGGGCUCAGAGGGAUCCCUCUGUGAGAAAGGCUGGUGUGGGAAAUGUCUUCAUCAAGAACCUGGACAAAUCUAUAGACAACCAGGCGCUGUACGACACUUUCUCUGCCUUUGGAAACAUCAUGUCCUGUAAGGUGGUUUGUGAUGAGAAGGGCUCUAAGGGCUAUGCCUUUGUCCACUUCGAGACCCAAGAGGCCGCCGACAAGGCCAUCGAGAUGCUGAACGGCAAGAUCCUCAAUGACCGCAAAGUGUUCGUGGGCAGAUUCAAGUCUCAACAAGAGCGCGAAGCCGAGCUUGGUGCCAAAAAAUUCACCAACGUUUACAUCAAAAACUUUGGAGAAGAGGUGGAUGAUGGGGCGCUGAAAGAGCUCUUCGGCCAGUUUGGUAAGACCCUAAGUGUCAAGGUGAUGAGAGACUCGAGUGGGAAGUCCAAAGGCUUUGGCUUUGUUAGUUACCAGAAACACGAAGACGCCAGCAAGGCUGUGGAAGAAAUGAAUGGAAAAGAAAUGGGCGGGAAAGCCAUCUUCGUAGGCCGUGCCCAGAAAAAAGUAGAACGCCAGGCCAAAUUAAAACGGAAAUUUGAGCAGCAGAAGCGGGAGAGGAUCAAUCGGUACCGGGGAGUGAAUCUCUACGUGAAGAACUUGGAUGACACCAUUGAUGAUGAGAAAUUGAGGAAAGAGUUUUCUCGUUUUGGAACAAUCACCAGUGUGAAGGUAAUGGUAGAAGGAAGAAGAAGCAAAGGGUUUGGCUUUGUCUGUUUCUCCUCUCCCGAAGAGGCAACCAAAGCUGUCAUCGAAAUGAAUGGACAACUUGUGGGCUCCAAGCCACUGUAUGUGGCCCUGGCCCAGGGGAAGGAAGAGCGGAAGGCUCACCUGACCAACCAGUAUAUGCAGCGUAUGGCUGAGUUGAGAGCAGUUCCUGCAAACCCCUUCCAAAAUGCCUUCCAGCCCGCAGCUGGGGGCUACUAUGUGCCCGAAGUUCCACAGGCGCAGGGAAGACCUCCAUACUACAGGCCUAACCAGUUAGCACAGAGGAGGCCUAAUCCACGCUGGCAGCAAGCCUGGCGACCUCAAAGCUUCCAAGGAAUGCCACUUGCUCCACAGCAGUCUGGGCCUCCUCCAGUUCUUCAACAUCUGGCUCCAACUGGUAAUGCUCCGGCCUCUCGUGGCCUUCCUACUACCACUCAGAGAGUCGGUUCUGAGCGUCCAGACCACUUUGGUGGGGCUGGUUUUGCCCAGCCAGGGCUGACUGACAGCUGCCAAUCUGGAGGCGUCCCUAUGGCUGUGCCAACCCUUGCACCUCCUGUUACAGUUGCUGCCACUGUUCCUGGGGCUGUGGCUCCACACAAGGAUGCCUCCAGUGUCCACAGCCCUCAUCCUGCCAUUCAGCCGCUUCAGGUCCCCCAGCCUGGGGUCCAAGUGCAGGGUCAGGAGCCCCUGACUGCCUCCAUGCUGGCCGCGGUGCCCCCCGAGGAACAGAAGCAGAUGCUGGGCCAGCGUUUGUUCCCACUGAUCCAAAUGAUGCAUUCAGACCUGGCUGCAAAAAUUACUGGGAUGCUGCUGGAACUCGACAACUCUGAGCUGCUGCACAUGCUCGAGUCCCCCGAGUCCCUGCGGUCCAAGGUGGAUGAAGCUGUGGAGGUCCUUAAGGCUUAUGAUGCCGAGAAAGAAGCUGCCCAGGAGGUGGGCGCUGCUGCUGCUACAACAAGAAAAAAAGAGCCAAAAGCCAAAUCACCCCUCAUGACAUCCGGAUAA
Apodemus sylvaticus (European woodmouse) is the source of this 2010-nucleotide messenger RNA. Its product is annotated as polyadenylate-binding protein 4-like. The transcript has a single exon. The record is from RefSeq and is a predicted model, not a curated record. Gene Ontology annotation, cellular component: nucleus; cytosol; ribonucleoprotein complex. Bases 1 to 2010 code for a protein of 669 amino acids. NCBI's taxonomy places the organism in Eukaryota, Metazoa, Chordata, Mammalia, Rodentia, Muridae. Gene Ontology annotation, molecular function: poly(U) RNA binding; mRNA 3'-UTR binding; poly(A) binding.